AUGGAAUACAUGCCAUGCGGAUACCUACUUGGUUAUCUGAGAAAAUGCCGAGGAGUGAGGGAUCGGUAUUAUCUUGGUGAUGGUAGGGCUCAAGAUUUGACCAACUAUGAUCUUGUGAUGUUUGCCAAACAAAUCGCUGCCGGUACGGUAUUACUUGGAUCGAGAGAGAUCAUCCAUCGUGACCUUGCAGCCCGAAACAUUCUCCUCGAUGACAGCUAUGUUUGCAAAGUGACCGACUUUGGCAUGGCAUAUCAAAGCCUCAAAUAUGGCCAUGGAAAUGCCCAAAAGCGAGACACUCCUCCGUGGUUAGAAGGCCCUCACAUGUCUCAGCCUGAUCAGGAGGAAGUGAGGACUAGAGAUUAG
Stylophora pistillata is the source of this 363-nucleotide messenger RNA. Its product is annotated as tyrosine kinase receptor Cad96Ca-like. NCBI's taxonomy places the organism in Eukaryota, Metazoa, Cnidaria, Anthozoa, Scleractinia, Pocilloporidae. The record is from RefSeq and is a predicted model, not a curated record.